Molecule: messenger RNA, 1161 nt
Organism: Cooperia oncophora
Lineage: Eukaryota; Metazoa; Nematoda; Chromadorea; Rhabditida; Trichostrongylidae
Source: the annotation of a GenBank genome assembly
AUGGCAGAAAAUCGCAAAGAGGAAAUCGAAAUUCUGAAUGUGGAAUCCGGAGCGCUCAUGGCUCUUAUUGAUUUCUGUUACUCCGGAAGAAUACGGAUCAGCGACAACAAUGUGCAUAGCAUUUUACCUGCUGCUUGCUUGCUCCAGUUGAGCGAAGUCCAGAGCUCCUGCUGCAAGUUCCUCAAGGACAUUAUGGAUUGGAAAAACUGCUUGGAAAUACGAGCGAUUGCCGACACUUAUACAUGCCGAAGACUUCUUCGCAGCGCUAAGAGUUACAUUCUGCAUAACUUCCAGUACGUCGUUGGCAAUGAGCAUUUGUUGGCAGAACAUGGUGCAGGAAUGAAAGCGAAUUCGGUGAACACUAAGGUCGAGAUGCAAGAUGGGGUGCACAUUCUUGAAUAUCAGAGUUCUGCUCACUAUCUAUUCUUUUUCACCCUGUUGGCAGAACAUCGUGACGUGCUAAGUGAUGUGACUCUGGUUGCAGAGGGAACGCGAAUCAGGGCUCAUCGAAUCGUGCUUUCUACAUGUUCAGAUUAUUUCAAAGCCAUGUUUACAAAUAACAUGGCAGAAAAUCGCAAAGAGGAAAUCGAAAUUCUGAAUUUGAGCGAAGUCCAGAGCUCCUGCUGCAAGUUCCUCAAGGACAUUAUGGAUUGGAAAAACUGCUUGGAAAUACGAGCGAUUGCCGACACUUAUACAUGCCGAAGACUUCUUCGCAGCGCUAAGAGUUACAUUCUGCAUAACUUCCAGUACGUCGUUGGCAAUGAGCAUUUCUAUGAACUUCCUCUGAAUCAGCUUAUUGAAUUCAUUUCUAGUGAUGAGCUAAGUGUCCGUUCAGAGGAGCAGGUUUUCGAUGCAGUUCUUCAGUGGAUUAAGUUCGACCUGCCAGUAAGGCGGAAACUUCUUCCAAAGCUGUUGGAGCAUGUGCGACUUCCGCUUUGUUCUCCGAAAUUUCUGGCCAUUACACUGAGUGAAAACGACUUGGUAACGGGUGAUGCAGCUUGCCGAACUCUUCUUGAUGAAGCAAAAACUUAUCAACUUCUGAAACUGUCUUCACCUGAGCCACCAGACGUUCAAGGGCCACCACUCAACCGCGUAAGCCACCCAGAGUUUCGUGAAAUAAUUGUAACGCUGUGGGAAGACACACAAGGAAGAAGCCCUUGA